Molecule: messenger RNA, 1795 nt
Organism: Zophobas morio
Lineage: Eukaryota; Metazoa; Arthropoda; Insecta; Coleoptera; Tenebrionidae
Gene: Cdc23
Product: cell division cycle protein 23 homolog
Exons: 6
Coding region: 1-1731 (576 amino acids)
Biological process (GO): cell division; anaphase-promoting complex-dependent catabolic process; positive regulation of mitotic metaphase/anaphase transition
Cellular component (GO): anaphase-promoting complex
Molecular function (GO): protein binding
Source: RefSeq, a predicted model, not a curated record
AUGGAAGACAUUAAACUCGAUUUACCCCAAAUGAAGCGCGACCUGCACCUCGGGAUCGUCGCCUGCUCGGAGCGGGGCCUCAAUCACAGCACCAAGUGGCUCUCGGAGCUCUACUUCUCUCUGUCGCACGUAAAAAGCCCCUCGGACGACGCCCCCACUCGCAACGACUGCGAAGGCGAGCUCGAAGCCUACUUCAUGGCUAAAAGCUACUUCGACUUGAAAGAGUACGACAGGUGUGCCUACUUCACCAAAAAUUGCACUAAACCCAAGCCGCGGUUCCUCCACUACUACUCCAAAUACCUCUCGAUUGAAAAGAAGAGACUUGAUAGUAUGACGGACACGAACUGUCCGCCGGACCCCACGGAGAACAACGACCUCGCGGGGUUGUGCUCGCAGCUCAAGAGCGACCACUACGAGAACAAGUUAGACGGAUUUUGCUUAUAUUUGUACGGGAUUAUUUUAAAGAAGCUGGACUUGACGAAUUUGGCGAUUAACGUGUUCGUGAAAGCAGUGAACUGUGAGCCGAUCCUGUGGUGUGCGUGGUACGAAUUGGGGAAAAUCAUUCCAGAUAAGAAUAAAAUUUUUUUGAUGGAGUUGCCGGAUCACUGGAUGAAGCACUUGUUUCUGGCGCAUGCAUACCUAGAGCAGCUGAACAACGAUGAGGCUUUACAGAUUUAUUUUGAACUGUGCUCGCAGGGGCUGAAGGAUAGUACGUAUUUGAUGGCGCAAAUAGCCAUAGGGCACCACAAUCGUCGAGAGUUGGUGCAAGCGAUCGAUUUGUUUAAGCAGAUUUUGGCGCUGGAUCCGUACAGAUUGGACAAUUUAGACACGUAUUCGAAUUUGUUGUACGUUCAAGAAAUGAAGACGGACUUAGCGGAUUUGGCGCACAAAGUCGUGCUGGUGGAUAAGUACAGAGUGGAGACUUGCUGCGUGAUUGGAAAUUAUUAUAGCUUGAGGUCGGACCACGCCAAAGCCGUGUUGUAUUUCAGACGGGCGCUGAAAUUAAACCCGCAGUUUCUCUCAGCGUGGACUUUGAUGGGGCACGAGUACAUGGAGAUGAAAAACACGAACGCGGCGAUUCAAAGCUACCGACACGCGAUAGAAAUCAACAAUCGGGACUACCGGGCGUGGUACGGCCUAGGCCAAACGUACGAAAUCCUCAAAAUGUACUUCUACUGUCUAUACUACUACAAACAAGCGCAACAACUCAAACCGAACGACAGUCGGAUGAUCAUAGCGCUAGGCGAGACGUACGAAAAACUGGAAAAGACUGAAAACGCGCUCAAGUGUUACUAUAAAGCCUGCACGGUGGGUGAUAUAGAGGGGCAAGCCCUCAUCAAACUAGCCAAGCUCUACGAUAAACUGAAAGAGUUCGACAACGCGGCGGCCGCCUUCACCGAGUACUGUCUACGCGAGAACGAAAACAAGGGCCGAUUUAACACCGACGAAACCGAGUUUUAUAGCGCUUUUCAGUACUUGGCGAAUUAUCAUUUGAAAAACGGCCAGCUGGACGAUGCGUACACGUAUGCCUACAAAUGCAUGGAAAAUGAAAAGACUAAAGAAGUCGGGAAAGCCCUCCUAAAGGACAUUGCAGCCAGAAGAAAAGAACUGGAACGGGAUGUGGAUAAUGAAGCUGUGCCCAUGGAUGAGACAGUCGGUAACAUCUUGCCCAAUGAAAUCGAGGACGUAGCCACCAGUAUGGACGUUACGAACUCCUCUGCUAAAUUUUAAUACUUAAAAUAGUUAUUUUUUACGCAAGAAAAAAUAUUUCGUUCUAACAUGUUUUAUUAAAUUA